GACUCUCGGGUCUAGCCAGUUGAUCGUCAGACAUUGUUAGGGAAGGUUGUGUCAUAUUUGUUAUUCAUCAGCGUAGUUUUUCCGACAAUUUUUCAUUGAAAACAUGAAUGUUGAAGACUUUCUGCCGCGUGAUAAGGCCACUAAAUUGGUGUUUUUUGUAAAUGGAAAAAAGGUGAUUGAACCGCAGCCAGAUCCUGAAUGGACGUUACUAUGGUAUUUGAGAAAGAAGCUCCAUUUAACCGGCACCAAGUAUGGCUGCGGAGAAGGUGGCUGCGGCGCCUGCACAGUUAUGAUAUCGCAAUACAUCAGAGAUUUGGAUCGAAUCAAACACUUCUCAGUCAAUGCAUGUUUGAUGCCGUUAUGUGCAGUACAUGGAAUGGCGGUUACAACAGUCGAAGGGAUCGGUUCAACCGAGGAUAAGUUACAUCCGGUGCAAGAAAGAAUAGCUAAAGCACACGGUUCACAGUGUGGCUUUUGUACACCUGGAAUUGUGAUGUCAAUGUAUGCGUUACUCAGGACAAAAAAUAUAAUCGAUUAUAACGAUAUAGACGCAGCCUUACAGGGAAAUCUCUGCAGAUGUACCGGAUAUAGACCUAUCAUAGAAGGAUUUAAAACGUUCAUGGAGGAAUGGGAGUAUCAGUAUGAUGUACAAUCUGACGGGAAACAAAAUAAGUCCCCUUGUAUGAUGGGAAAAGACUGCUGCCGCGUUAAUAAUGGAGAAAACAAGGAAAAUGAAUCUAGACUCUUUAACAAAUCAGAGUUUACACCAUAUAGUCCAAGUCAAGAGCCAAUUUUUCCUCCCGAAUUAAAGGUCAAUAGCAACGAAUAUGAUUCGAUUUUAACAUUCUUCAGAACUUCCAACAUGGCAUGGAUUCGACCUGUGACAGUUGAGGAAUUGCUUGUAUUAAAGAAACAGUUCCCGAACAGUAAACUCGUUGCCGGGAACACCGAAGUUGGCGUGGAAGUAAAAUUUAAGAAAAUGGUUUAUCCAAUACUGAUAUCACCGUUAUUAUUAAAAGAAUUGAAUUUCAUACGACUUACAGAAGAAGGCAUAGAAAUUGGUGCUGCUACAACAUUAACUGAAGUUAUGUCAUUUAUGACAGAUUUUAUCACGAAAGAUAAAGAGAGGGGGAAAACUUUUGACGCCAUUAAAGAUAUGUUGCACUGGUUUGCUGGGACUCAAAUUCGCAAUACGGCAUCUUUGGUAGGAAAUAUUAUUACAGCGAGUCCCAUUUCGGAUUUGAAUCCUAUACUGUUGGCAUCGUCAGCAUCACUUAUUGUAAAAAGUCUAGAUCGAGGUGAGAGAAAAGUUUUAAUUGACAGCAGUUUCUUUAAAGGAUAUAGAAAAGUAGAUCUUAGUGAUGAUGAGGUUGUGUUAUCUGUACAAAUACCUUUCACAAACAAAGAUCAAUGUAUAAAAGCAUAUAAACAAGCAAAACGAAGAGAAGACGAUAUUUCUAUUGUUACGACAGCUUUUUAUAUUGAAUUUGAAAAGGAUAACUUAAACAUAGUAGAUGCAAAGUUAUGCUUUGGGGGUAUGGCUCCUACCACAGUAUGUGCUAUAAAAACGUCUAACUUAAUGAAACAUAAAAGUUGGGACGAAGAUCUCCUAACAUCCGUUUUCGAUUCUUUAACUGAAGAAUUUCAGUUAGACAGCUCAGUUCCGGGAGGAAUGGCUGAAUACAGAAAAUCGCUCUGCCUUAGUCUUUUUUUCAGAUUCUACUUACAUGUAUUAGAAACAAGAAGUAUUAAUGGUACAAGGCCAAGUAAUUAUAAUUUGUCUGGAAGUAAUCAAAUUGCUGCUCUUCAUCCUAAAAGUUCACAAUGUUUUGAGAUAAAAAAUAAUUCUCGAAAUGUGUAUGAUGCCGUUGGAAAACCGAUUGUUCAUAUGUCCGCUCUCAAACAAGCUACUGGAGAAGCAAUAUACUGUGAUGAUCUUCCACCGAUGGAAGAAGAGCUUUACUUAGUUUUGGUGUUUAGUAAAGAAUCUCACGCUAAAAUUAAAUCUAUAGAUGCAAGUCAGGCUUUGUCAAUGCCAGGUGUGGUUGCUUUUUUUUCGGCAUCAGAUAUAACAAAGGGUCAUAAUAAAAUGGGUGCAGUAGUAAAAGAUGAAGAAGUUUUUGCUGAAGAUAUUGUUACAAGUCGAUCUUGUGUCAUAGGAGCUGUUGUAGCUAAAACUGAGCAAAUAGCGAGAAAAGCAAAAGAGCUAGUAUCAAUAACGUAUGAAAAGCUAGAGCCAGUUAUAGUAACUAUAGAAGAUGCUAUAGCUCAUGGAUCCUACUUCCCUGACACAUAUAGAGAACUUGUCCAUGGCGAUGUAAGUGAAUCUUUCAAACAAUCGGAACAAAUAAAAGAUGGCUAUGUAAGACUCGGUGCACAAGAACAUUUCUAUUUAGAAACUGUAUCGGCGUUUGCCGUGAGGAAAGAAGAUGAACUAGAAAUUAUCUGCAGUUCACAAAAUCCUGCCGAAGUUGCGCUCACAGUUUCAGAGGUUUUAAAUGUACCACAUCACAAAGUUUGCGCCAAAGCUAAACGCCUGGGUGGUGGUUUUGGCGGUAAAGAAACAAGACCUAUGAUACUUAUAGGACCAGUGGCGGUAGCCGCUUAUCGUUUGAAAAAACCGGUUAGAGGUGUCUUAGAUCGAGAUGAGGAUAUGCAAGGAUCAGGAUAUAGGCAUCCAUGCUUGAUAAAAUAUAAAGUAGGAUUUGACAACAGCGGAAAAAUCAAGGGUGCUCUGUUUGAUGUUUAUGCCAAUGGAGGAAAUUAUUCUGAUAUAUCUAGCUCGAUGUUGGAGAGGCUUAUGACGCAUCUUGAUAACUGUUGUAAUAUACCCAAUGUCCAGAUAAACCUUAACUUGUGUAAGACAAAUACUCCCUCCAAUACAGCGUUUAGAGGUUUCGGCGCACCUCAGGCCAUGUUUGCUACAGAAAAUAUGCUAAGAGAUAUAGCAACAGCAUUAAACAAAGAUUAUGAAGAUAUUUUCAAUGUAAAUAUGUACCGCGAAGGAGAUUUUACUUUCUACGAUCAAGAACUAAUACAUUGCACCGUAUCUAGAUGUUGGUCCGAGUGUAUUGAAUCCUCAAAUUAUUGGCAGAGAAAGAAAGAAGUUGAAGAGUUUAAUAGAUCGAAUCGUUGGAAAAAGAAGGGAAUCACCGUUCUACCAACAAAAUAUGGAAUAUCGUUUCAAAUUGAUGUAUUAAUGCAGGGAGGUGCAUUAAUAUUGGUAUACACAGACGGUUCAGUGCUGUUAUCCAUCGGAGGCGUGGAAAUGGGACAAGGACUCUUCACUAAAAUGAUACAGGUAGCAUCGCGCGUCUUAGAAAUCGAUGUCUCCAGAAUUCACAUCAGCGAAAUGUCAACAGACAAAGUCCCAAACAGUUCUCCAACAGCGGCUAGUGUCAGUUCAGAUUUAUAUGGAAUGGCCGUAUUAAAUGCGUGCACAACUAUCAAACAACGUUUGGAACCAAUCAAAGCGAAGAAUCCAGAAGGUAAAUGGGAAGAUUGGGUCAGUACUGCGUAUGUUGAGCGAGUCAGUUUGUCUGCUACUGGCUUCUAUGCCUCUCCGAAAAUAGAAUUUGACCGAGACACAAAUUCUGGUCGCCUAUUUGAGUAUUUCACAUUUGGAGUCGCUUGUUCCGAGGUUAUCAUCGACUGCUUGACUGGAGAUCACCAGGUGCUGCGUACUGAUAUCGUCAUGGACCUUGGGGAGAGUCUUAACCCAGCGAUAGAUAUAGGUCAAAUUGAAGGAGGCUUCAUGCAAGGAUAUGGUCUAUUCACAAUGGAAGAAAUGUUAUAUUCACCAACAGGUGAAAUCCUGUCACGUGGCCCUGGGGCAUACAAAAUCCCGGGUUUCUCUGAUAUACCAAAAGAGUUUAACGUGUCGUUACUGAAGGGCGCUCCAAAUCCACGUGCUGUGUACUCAUCAAAGGCAGUAGGUGAGCCACCAUUGUUCCUGGCUGCCUCCGUUUUCUUCGCGAUAAAGGAGGCUAUCAAAUCAGCACGUUUAGAUGCAGGUGUCGAUGCAGAUUUCGUAUUGGAAGCGCCGGCUACCUGCGCCCGAAUCAGAAUGGCGUGUGAAGACCACAUCACCCAACAGGUUAAACCAACUGUAAAAAAUGUCGGACGACCGUGGAAUGUAAAUCCGUAGAAGUUCGAAAAUGGCGAUGACAAUUUACAAUGAAAAUCAGUUGCGUUUUGGUAAUAUUAUACUUUCUACGAUUUAUUAGUUUUUUAGUUACCGAUAAAAAAUAAAAUAAAUGUAUAAUAUAUUGUUUUAUAUUAAAUAUUUUUAUAACAUAGGCCUUUUAAGAUAAUUUUGAUAGUCAAAACUUAUUAAAUAACUUCAAAUUGAUAUGUUCGUUCUUGUACCAUUAUGUUUUAUAUAUAAAGGUUAUUUUUUUAUAUCAUUUGUUAUUC
Molecule: messenger RNA, 4416 nt
Organism: Pieris rapae (cabbage white)
Lineage: Eukaryota; Metazoa; Arthropoda; Insecta; Lepidoptera; Pieridae
Gene: Xdh2
Product: xanthine dehydrogenase
Exons: 8
Coding region: 104-4147 (1347 amino acids)
Molecular function (GO): FAD binding; iron ion binding; xanthine dehydrogenase activity
Source: RefSeq, a predicted model, not a curated record